Messenger RNA from Neodiprion fabricii, 1768 nucleotides. RefSeq lists its product as uncharacterized. The transcript has 7 exons. Lineage: Eukaryota; Metazoa; Arthropoda; Insecta; Hymenoptera; Diprionidae. The record is from RefSeq and is a predicted model, not a curated record. The coding region runs from base 645 to 1181 and encodes 178 amino acids.
GCGUUUCAGCCCUCCGCAAAGCGGCAACGCUAACUACUGGCAGUACUAGCAGUCCGGCAUGGUCUGUAGAGGAUUACGGUUGUCGGACCAAAUCGCGGGAUCUCGAUCGGUCAACGAGUAAAACUCGUAGUCGGUUGGAAAUUUUCCUCGUCCUUUCGCCUUGGCGAGAUUAUUUGUUUGUUUGGAAAGAGACGAGCAAGAAAAAUCAGAAUAGAAAAUAAUAAUCUGGCAUCGAAAACGCGAACUUGUGGACUUUCGGUGCAUGCACAAGCGCGUUGCGGGACAAAAAUAUUUUUACGAUAACGAUCGGUUGGCGUUACGUUAAAAUAUAUAUAUAUAUAUAUAUUUAUCGCUCAGAGAUACGAAAGUAGAGAAAUGAUCGAUUUUUCGUUGGCUACAAUUUUUUAAUCGAGAAAUGCGAGGCGGGCCAAUAAGAAAUUAAUCGAACUAAAUAUUAUACAUAUUCACCCCUCGACUCGAAUGAAUUUCUCCCAAAAACGGGCGGGUGGGAACGGUGGAAACAUACACGAAAGCUGGAUUGCGAGAGUAUCGAUUAUUGCUGUUUGCCAUUUUUAUUUUCUUCCUUUAAAUCUUCGCGGCGAUGAAGAAGAUGUCGGUGAGCGAGGAUCGUUUGCUGAGCUAGCAUGAGCCUGAUGACGAUAAUAAUUAUCGGGGUGUUUUUGGCGAUUUUGGCCAGUCUCGAGGCUGUUACCGUUAUUGACCAUCACCCCGACGAAGAAUACUACAUAGAGCAUCAAGUUUCGUACAAGGAUGCUGUCGAGGAGGCAAAGAAACUCAAAAUAUACCCCGUGGGAAUGGAUGCAAAAGGACCAAUACCAGGCUGCAAAACCUGCAGCGCCGAUGAGAUGGAAUAUUGUAGUAACGAAGGCGUUGUGAAUGAUCAUUGCUGCUGUGAUACCGGACCAGAAGAUGACUCGUUCAGGUUCAUGCCUCACGUCUGCCGUAUCGGUCCAGAAGUUUGUCAAGUACAGGCUGCCGAUUGCGCCGAAUAUACAAGGAUCCGUGAGUGUUGUUGUCACGCUUAUCACGCCGAGAAGUGGAAAAACAUUGCAAGUGGAUCAUCAAGGAGCGCGCGGAGUGAUUAUUUUUCGUUUAUGAACUUGAUAGCGUUAUUUACAGCUUCGGGUAGAAUAUUUCCCAUCCUAACGUUAACGCGGUAAAUGUACACAUGCAUACAUAUAUCAUACAUGUAUGCAUACGUACGCAUAAAUGUUAUAUACCUAUAUACACAUAUAUUAUAUACAACAAAUAUACAAAAAAGAUAUGCAUUAGGUAUACAUUCAUACACAUAUAUAUAUAUAUAUAUAUGUGUGUUUAUUUAUAGAUGUAUUAAAGAAACCAAAUAUUUUGUAUCGUGCAAGUUAUUAUGAAAAUAAAUUAUUUUUCCAUGUUUCAAAGCUCGCGAUAAGAAACUGAGUGAUCACGAUGAAGAUUUUGCAGAAAUACAGGAUCAGUCUCGGUUUCAAUUACUUUCUGAAUAAUCCAAGUCUAUAGAUCGUGGAAUUAAACCUCUGAAAGAGUUGACACUAUUUUCCACAAGACUUUCCGCAUAACAACUGUAUCGAGUGAUAUCUGCAGUUUUGCCGUACCUCGCACAUGCCUUGUACCCAUCUUAUUUUAUUGGAACGUGAGAUGGAUGCUUCUUGGAUAAAAAAAAAAAAAAAAAAAAAAAAAAAACGUAAUAAACCGGCAAUAACUGCAUGGCGUACAGCGAAGCUGCCUGCAGCUUAAUUUCAUGCACGCGAAC